AUCGCAAAAUGGAAAAGCAAGCUAAUCUAAUGAUACCUCCUGUACGGUGUUUAUUUAGCUCAUUGGAAAAUAAUUUAAGCAAUGAUUAUCAAAAUGAUAACGUUGACCAGCUGAAUAAUUCUGUCAAUAACAAUAAAAGGGCUCAACAAAAGUUAAAACAAAUAUGUCAACAAAGCGUAGAAGACUUUCGUCAACGUUACAAUUUCGAUUUGAAUCUUAUGAAAUCUGUUGAUGAGAAUAAUGCAGGCAUUUAUGAAAGUGAUCAAGAAAAUCAGCGUGAGAAUAAUGCACCAACAUGCAAAUGCACGUGUCAUGAUAAUCAUCAAAAGCUUCCAUACAAACAAACAUGGUACUGGGAACAGUUAGACUGUAGAAAAGUUUACAUCCCUCCAUUCUACUUGAACACUGCAUAUCAUUCAGACACUUAUUUACACUUACAAUCAGAAUGCGCUAAUGGACAAUCAGUCCCACCAAAUACACCACAUAAAUCGACGAGGAUGAAAUCAAGACGAGUUUAUCAAACCAACAGAUGGGAUUCUGUGGAUUUAUCCACGUCAGAAGAUUCUUUAGUGUUCAGUGAAGUGGGUAGGAAGGUGUCAAAUGUAUCAGUUCCAGGAGACUGUAUUUCUCUGCCUUCAUCACCAUCAUCAUCAGCAUUGUCAUUAUCACAACUCCAUGGUCGCCGAAUUCGAAGCCAACUGGACAAUCCUAGUUUGUCCAGUUCAGUGGAAGAUUUGAGUGCUACCCUUGUGAGAAGUCAAAGUGAAGCCAAAUGUGUCCGAACAAAUCGCCUUCAACAUGUCACGAAUACAAAAAUCAAUCGAUUUAGUGUUACUUCUAGCUACUCCAUUGAUAGUUCUAUUCACAAUAACAAAGCAUUGUCUAUGAAAUCGGUAACUUCCUUGAAACCAAAUGAGAAUUGUUUCAGUUUUCCUUCCAUUUCAAGAACAUGCUAUUUGAAGCAAUUAAAAAUUACAGGUCAGUCUUCAGUUCGACUCUUUUUAUGUUCGUUUGGAUAACAUUGUUAGUUUACCGACUAUGAAGUACAGUAAUUCUAAAAGACAUU
Molecule: messenger RNA, 1066 nt
Organism: Trichobilharzia szidati
Lineage: Eukaryota; Metazoa; Platyhelminthes; Trematoda; Strigeidida; Schistosomatidae
Source: the annotation of a GenBank genome assembly